This is a messenger RNA of Xyrichtys novacula (pearly razorfish), 6228 nucleotides long. The record is from the annotation of a GenBank genome assembly. NCBI's taxonomy places the organism in Eukaryota, Metazoa, Chordata, Actinopteri, Labriformes, Labridae.
GUGAUGCUGAUUGGGGCUGGACAGGAGCAGAGAGUGAGAAAGAAAACCAUUGCUGGGGUGAUAAAGUCAGCAAGAUAAACAGAUUAUUAGAAAAAAUAUUCUUAAAGAUUAACUAAUGGAUGAAGCAUGUCAUCAGUUCACCAUGGGCCUGCGCGAAUUUAUAAAGGAUUAUUUUCUUGGCUUCUGGGACUAUGAGACACCAAAGGUGAUGGUGGUGAAAAACAGAACUCUUGGAGUUAUAUACAGAGCAGUUCAGUUUCUUGUGAUCACCUAUUUCAUCUGGUAAGCUUCAUGAUGUAUUUUCUGCAUGCCAACUGUAUGUACUAAAAAGUACAAAUUGAACAUCAAAACUUCCUGUAACUUUAACAUCAUGUGUUGGUUGUCAUUUUUCAUUCAGGAGGUACAGUGAAUACAAGUUUGUGUUUUCCUGGCAGUGAAUUUCUCUGUGUGAAAAGGUUGUAAAAUUAAAAAAACAAACUAGUGCUACUGUUAAUCCUCAAACCCAUUUGUUGUAGUUUUGUGCAACUGAAAUCCCUAAGAGAAAUUAAAUGGAAAUAAAUGAAAAGGAUAACUGAUGGAGAGAUGUCUUAUCUACUCAUGGUUUACAUUAUGUCAAUCAAAAGACAUUUAACUUGAACCACGCAGUCUAAUUUUGAUGCCAGUUAUUAUUAUUUUUAUUUUUUUUUGCCUGUUAUUUUUUAUCCAUAUGACUGUUGUAAUUCUGAAAGUACUCCUCAGCUAAGAUGUCUUGAACAUCACAAAUGAUGUGCAUCAUGUUUUCUUCCAUUUUGGUUUCAGUAAGGAGGGCUGAACAGCUCUUGUGUAAUGUGAUACCUCCAGUUUAUCUUGACGUCAUAGGAGAAAAUGUGAUAUUGGGUCUGUCUGUUCUAUAAAUCUGAAGGUAUGUCUUCAUAAGUCAGAAAGCCUACCAAGAGAGUGAAACCCGUCCAGAGAGCUCAGUUUACACACUCAUGAGAGGCUCAGCAGUUCACGGUGACGAGAUCUUUGACACUGUGGAAUACGCUCGGCCUUCAGAGGUGAGUUUAGAAAAAAGGCAGAGUUCUCUUAAAGAAGUCUCAUAUGAAGACCAGUGACAUUUGUGCUUUUUUCUCUCAAAGGGUGGGGAUGUGAUUAGCACAAUAUUGAGACGAGAAAUUACUUAUGAUCAGAAGCAAGGAACCUGUGCAGAGGUGAGAGGUCAACUUGAGUUUUUAUAACAAUAACAAGAAAGCACAUUUGUUAAACCUGCUCUCCUGUGAGGUCAAAUAUAUCUGUCCUGUUUCACUGCAGCAUUUCAACGUUGCGAAUGCAAACUGUACGAAAGACUCUGACUGUGUUGAGGGAGAGGUUGACUUUGAUGGCCAUGGUACAGUGUUUAGCCUUUUCAAAUUUUGUUUACAAGCUUGGAUAAUCAAAAUGUACCAUCAUAUUUUAUAGUUUUGGAACACUUUGUUUCAGGCAAAAGGACUGGCAGAUGUGUUCAGUACUACAACUACACGUUCAAAACCUGUGAGAUACAAACCUGGUGUCCUAUUGAGGAGUAUGCUGUGGUACGGUAAGGAGGAUGAGGGAAAUUCUUUUAAACUUGUUUGGGUCAUGUUCAAGUAAGAUUUAUUAAUUUUGAGUAAUUCAGGAAAAAUGUAAGAUGAAAUAAUUGUCGUCAAAGCUUCAAUCCAUAAAUAAGACAGGCCUUUUGGAAAUAAAAUGCAGAAACAGAUCCUCGUGUUGGGAAUGAAAAGAAUAUAGUUUUUUAGUAAUUGUUUUUUGCUAAGAAGCACAGAUGAAUUUUAUGUCUUCAGGCCUUAAAAAAGGGAGGUAAAGUAAUUAUUUUGUUGAACUAUUUAUUGAUGAUAAAAGCAAAGCAAAAGCAAAGCAAACUGCAACUGCAACAAAAUCAAUGUGCAGGACACUGCGCUUCACAACAAAAUGCAUUCAGUUAACAAUGUUUUUUUUUUCUUUUUUAAUAAAAUUUCUUAGACCAGGAAAUGAAUGGAUUUUAUGGAAUAACCUAUGGAAGUCAUCUGGGGUGGGUCCUAGUUUUAAGGUCACUGUGUUGAGCUCCUGUCAAUUAUGAGACCCCAUUUGUUGUGACAAAUGAAUUUUUAGAGGCCUACUGUUACAGAUACUGGAUACAAAAAAAGACUAACGGUCAGAGUUAAAUCUCAAAUAAAUGCUGAAAAAACAAGCUAACAAGACGAAAGAUUUGUUCAAUAUUUUGGGCAAAACUGAGAACAUCAAUUAUGUAAGAGUAUUUUCUUGGUCAUAGAUGUACACAAAAGGUUGUCAGUAUAAGAUUGUACUGGGAGUAGUUGUGACUGGCAGAAAAAACAAGCUAAAUACUAAAACUAGCUGAAAAGUACAGUACAGUUUACCAUAUCUUACUUUGUGUCUUUUACAGAGAGCCAGCUCUAGAGGAAGCCAUAAAUUUCACUGUGUUCAUCAGAAACUCUAUCCACUUCCCAAGAUUCAAAGUGCUCAGGUAAAGAACUUUCACACUCGAUCACAGUAAGCACACUCACACUGGGGCUGACAUGCUCAGGCACUGGAGCUGCAGAAAUUCUGAAGAGCUGCUGUCUUUGUCUAUGGCAGAGGGAAUAUCAAAGAUGCUUCAAACAAACGCUCCAUGCGAAAAUACCUCAGGAAGUGUUAUUAUAAUGAAGAGAAAGAGCCCUACUGUCCAAACUUUCGUCUUGGCUACAUCGCAAAACAGGCGAGGGAGAAUUUCAGUGAGCUCUGCAAGACUGUAAGUAACAGAUCGGCACAGGGAAAUGCACUGAUGAUUUGACUCAGGAAGGUUUUUGUUGUAAAAUGCUGUCUAGUUAAAGAAAAAGGAAUUGGGUAACAUUAAAAAUGGUGUAAUUAGAGACAUGUCCAGAGAGGUGGCCAGGGGAUAGCACUGAGCCCUCACUGAAACCUGAGUGAAUGGACUUCGUGACCCCAGACAUUUAGACAUUUAUUCAUCCAGAAAGUCUUACUUUUUGGACACACCUUGAAACUGUUGUAUUGAUUGGUGUUUGUGUCCACACUGUCUCUAGCAUGGCUGAUGUGGUGGAGAAUGGUCUCAUAGAAGGUUAAGACAUAGAGAGUAAAUGCCAUUAAUGCAUAUUUGUACAUACACAAACAUACCCUUGCCACUCCCGUCUUCAUCAGUGCCUCAGUUGGGCCAGUCAAAAAGCCUAGACAUGUUCCUGUAUUUAAAACUGUAAUGAUACUGCAUUGUUCAAGAUGAGAUUAUUGCUGCUUUUGCACAGGGUGGAGUGAUAGGGGUUUUCAUCAACUGGAAGUGUAACCUGGACUUGGAUCCUUCUCACUGUAAACCUACUUAUUCCUUCCGUCGUCUUGAUCUACGAAAGGAUCAGGCUAGCUCUGGAUACUAUUACAGGUGAGGCUAACACUGGAUUUGUUAUUGAGUACUUCACACAGCAUUUGUCACUUUGAUUGACUAAUUUCCCAAUCUUUAACCCUGCGAUGUUUGUGUAAAUAUUCAGGUUUGCCAAAUAUUACAGAAAGGACGGGGUUGAGUCUCGGACACUUAUCAAGGCUUAUGGCAUCCGUCUGGAUGUCAUAGUUCAUGGACAUGUAAGUAGAUAAUCAUUACUGCUGUUUACCGUCAGUUAACGAUGAUAUAUGAUUAAUAAAUUAUGUCUUUUGUAGGCUGGCAAAUUCAGUCCCAUCCCAACAAUUAUCAGCACUGUGACGGCUAUGACUUCAGUUGGGAUAGUGAGUAAUUACUGCGUCUCAGCUGAAGACUUUGAACCUGCAGUGAAGCUCUUUUCACCUCAAAACUUUCUUUCUUUCUUUCUUCUUUUUAAAUCUCACCCCUCUAGUGCACCAUUAUCUGUGAUUGGAUCAUGCUGACAUUUAUCGACAAGAAUGAGGUCUACAGUGAGAGAAAGUUUGACGAGGUUAGUAACCACUACAUCCCUAUUUUUGGACAGGUUAUAUUUAAACAGCUCUGAGUAGGGCUGGGCGAUAAAACGAUAACUAUACAUAUGAAAAAUUUGAUUUCCCUCAAUAUCAAUAUAAAACAUGGUCAAUAUCCUUUUCAAUAGUCAGCAUUCUGCCAGGUUUGGUAGACUAUAUGAAUAGCCAAUGAAAAGGGGAAUUGCUCCGGGUCCGCUCCGUGCUGAACCAAUCAUGUGCUGAAUUAGAACCGAGUAGCAAACAACUGCGUAAUAGCAGACUGCAGCUGCACUGUAGCAGUGCUACAGGGCAGAGCAUACACAGUGCAAAAGGUUACAAACCCUGCAGAAACAGCCGACCAUUCAGUGCGAUUUCUCUAGCGCAACACCUUACGACAAAAUGUCGAAGAGGCACAAAGACCUCACAGAUGCAGUAGCUUAUUGUAUUGCUAAAGACAUGCUACCAAUAAGCACUGUUAAAUUUCAUUUUUUAUAUCGUGAUAUACAUAUCAACUGACAUGAGAAAAAUAUAUUGUGAUAAACUUUUUCCAACAUCGCUCAGCCCUAGAUGUAAUGUAAAGUCACACGUAUAACAUACAUUUUAAUGGUUGCUGAUUCAGCACAUUACACUGAGCAAUUACUAUCAAACACAAGUAAGGAUUUCCCUCUCCAACAGAUCAACAGAGAGCCCUCAGUGACCCUUCCAACAGAGCUCAGCUACAUCAACAGCUACGGCUCAAACCAUUCAGACCUGUCAGACGGCGUCCCUCUUUAAUGCUGUCACAGUUGCCUCAAGUCACUGCUGGUCAAGAGUUUGGACUUUACUCAACCAGCUGACUGUGGCAACAACUCUGAGAGGUUCGUCAGAUCAGUGACUGGACUGCCAGCAGCUGCUAUGGUGUGGUUUUUUGGAAAAGGAGAGACAGAGGACAUUGGAAAACAGCUGGUUUGCAGUGGAUUCAUUUCAUGUAUCAUCUCAAACUUUGAUGGACUCGAACUUUACAGCAGUGCAUCUCUUUCGUUUCUUUCACCUUGUCAUUGUUUUGGAGGAUGUCUUUAUUUACACAAUCAUACAGCCUAUUACCGUUUAUAUCUCUGUAUUACAGAUAUUCAACGUCAUUUAAAAAGUAAUGUCUGUAUUUAUCAACUCAGAAACAAGCAUUAAAAUGAAUUUCUCUGCUCUUGUAAACCUGUAUUAGACACAUAAAACUGUGCUCCCUGUUUUCAGAAUCUACAUGUUCUCAUUCAUUUCCAUCCAUCUUUAAACCCGAUGUGUGCAAGAGGAAACGGCCAGGAGAUGCAGAGAGAGAGAGAGAGGCAAUGAGCAGUAAUCAAAUAACACUGACAUUUCCCAUAAAACGGUUUCCCUAACAAGAUUGGGGGAAGUGUGAAUCCAUCUGAGCCACUGAGAGCAAUACAAAUGUCAGUGGUAAAGAGAAUGACUUAAGAUUAAGUCUAAUGGAUCGAUGUCUUGCUAUGAUGGAUGAGGGGCUACAAUGGACGGUGACAAAUUGGUUAGAAAAGUGUGUUUAUGACAUGAAAAUGAGGAAUGUAAAAUCUAAGCUUCAUACUUUGUUAAUUUAUUUCACUGCUGAGCUCAGUGUCUCAGCAUCUAAGACAUCUAAACAUUGAAAAUGUAAAGAGUUUAGUCAAAGGGCCUGUAAGUGCUUCAGUUGUCGGCCUACAUGUUCAGUGUGUGUCUGUGAGAAGCUCCAAGAAGCCAAUCCAAUUGUGUUUCAGAUCAGUCUAGAAUGUGAUUACUUGUCUGGGAGACACCCAUCAGCAGGAAAAGUGAGUCAUCCAUGGGCAAAUGAGGUUAAAGCGAUGGAGAUUCAUGGGUUAAGAUCUUUGUAUUGGAGAUCUGCUCACAGUAAAUCAGCUGCUAUGGAAAAGACCCUCUCAGCCUCUAACAGCAGAUCAUGUAUUCAAUACUGCACAGAAAUGCUGAAUCUUACUGUCACUGUGAAUUAUUUCAGGCUGUCACAAUUUAAACAGGAUUUCAGUUUAAAUAAUUAUUCCUAAAAAUGACAAAACUGAAAAGUCAGCUUUAGCUUCUCAUAAAUACUUGCAGAUGCUCAUGAUUUUUGGGGGUGUAGUCAUGGUGGGUUACUGACACAGGAGGAUAUAUCAGAUGAGUUCCAGUAGGCUAGUACUUGUGAGGUCCAAAGACCCUGGGGGCUACAGUUGUGUUACAUAGUGACACUGAAAUAUGUGGUGUCACCAGGGGAACUGACACAUGAAAAUGUAACGACUUGCCAUCAGUGACUUUUCUGUAAACUGAAAAUUAAACAUUUCAGCAAGAUUGAAAAGAUUCUGAGGAGAUAUG